AUGGCAAAACGUAAUGUCCAGAGUUCACUGACGGAUUUUUUUUGUAAAAAAAGCAAAAUUUCUUCUGAAUCUAUUGAAGAAGCUGCUAGUUCUAGCCAAGCAAUUUGUACAGAUACUCCCACUUUAGAAGUUGCACCAAAUUGUAUUCAGACUCUGAUAGAAGUAAAUACAAGGAAUCAAACCAAAUUUGAUAAUUCAGAUAUCGGCUGCUGUUUUACUGAAAAACUAGAUGACGGAGUAAAAUUUAGACUUUUGACCUCUCCGUGGGUUCCAGAUGAAAAAUAUAAUUUUCCUGUUUCAAAGAAAAGGAACCUAAAAUUUCAAAUAGGUUGGCUAAAACGUUUUCCGUGGCCUAGUUACAAUAAUCAUGGUGAUCAAGGUGCAGUGUGUAAGUACUGCGCAAUAUUUGCGUCUGAAUUUAAUGGCAAAGGUAGUCACCAAAAGCUGUUUUCCUUGGUUGUAAAACCCUUCAAUAACUGGAAGGACGCCAUAGAGACAUUCGUGCAUCAUAGUAAUACUGACUAUCAUAAGAAAAGUACCGUCUUCGCUGAUAAUUUUGUAGCCACUUUUAACAGAUCGGCCCCAGAUAUUGUGAUGCAACUUGACUCUAGUCGUGCAAAACAAAUAGCGGACAAUAGAAAAAAAUUAAAACCUAUAAUCGAGACUAUUAUACUCUGUGGACGCCAAGAGUUGGCUCUACGUGGAACUAACGAUUCUGGUCCAUUGACUUUAAAUUCCAUAGAGCCUGUUUAUAAUGAUGGGAAUUUCCGGGCAUUACUGCGUAUGCGCCUAUCAUGUGGGGAUAAAGAUUUGAUUGAGCACAUUGAAGGUCAAUCUUUAAAUGCCAUGUAUAUAAGUCCAAUCAUUCAAAAUAAUAUAAUUCAAAUUUGCGGAAAAAUGAUACAAGAACAAAUUGUUUCCAGAAUAAAUAAAUCCAAAUAUUUUUCAAUUUUGAUGGAUGAGACUACGGAUAUUUCCCGGAUCGAGCAGUUAUCCCUUUGUGUGAGGUACAUUGACUCCAAUGAGCAGAACGGCAAUCCAGUCUAUAUUAUGCGUGAAGAUUUUCUACAAUUUGUGCAAGUUCAUAGUACAACUGGGAAUGAUUUAGCGACGGUAAUGUUAGAGUGUUUAGAAGAACUCAAGAUAGAUUGUACUUAUUUGGUUGGGCAAGGUUAUGAUGGGGCUGCAGCCAUGAGCGGCAGCUUUAAAGGCGUACAAGCAAUAAUAAGAGAAAAACACCCAGCAGCAUUAUACGUGCAUUGUAGUGCACAUUCUCUAAAUUUAGCUCUGGCUCACUGCUGCAAUGUCCAAAGCGUCAGAAAUUGUAUUGGAACCAUCAAAUCCGUUGCAAUCUUCAUAAAAAUGUCAGCAAAGCGGACUGAUAUUCUACAAAAUAAAAUUAAAGAACAUGCCCCUGAUAAUAAAUGGAAGAAGUUGACAACCAUGUGUGAAACUCGAUGGGUGGAAAAUCACGACGGAUUAAUUAGGUUUACAGAAAUUUUCAAGCCUCUUGUUGAAACACUGGAAGAACUACAAGUAGUGAAAGAUAUAGAGACGUCCUCAAAGGCUACACAGUUACAUCAUGCCAUUAUGACCGGUGACUUUAUUAUCAGCAUGUUAACCGCAACUACUUUAUUCGCGUAUACCCUACCUUUAUGCAGAAUUCUUCAGACAGUUAACAUCGAUCUCUUUUCAGCAACGGAACAUGUUGAUACUGUUUUAAGUCAACUUAAAAGUAUGAGAGAUAACAUAGAUCAAGUGUUCAGCAACAUUUUUGAAAAAGCCAAAAAACAAUAG
Sitophilus oryzae (rice weevil) is the source of this 1797-nucleotide messenger RNA. Its product is annotated as zinc finger MYM-type protein 1-like. Bases 1 to 1797 code for a protein of 598 amino acids. Lineage: Eukaryota; Metazoa; Arthropoda; Insecta; Coleoptera; Curculionidae. The transcript has a single exon. The record is from RefSeq and is a predicted model, not a curated record.